UAAAAAGGUUAAAGGAAACUGUUUAGGUGGCGGCGUGAGAUGUGAUGAUUAGGUAACUGCGGUGGCAUGAAAAGUUGAUGUCAUAUCCUGAGUUAACAAUCCUCGACCAGUCCCACUGCAGCCACGAUGGAGGCAGCAUCACAGUAGUUGCGUGCAGUAGUGGUUCAGCCCAGUCCGGUAGUGGAUCAGCCGAGGCCGGCUCUGCAAUACCGACUUUAUUCAUAUAACUUCGCUCUGAGUUGCGCGCUGGGUUUGUGGUGGUGGUGGUUGUGGUGAUUCAGUUACCGAGUAUCUACUUUGUAUUCGCGUCUAGCUUGUGAACCGAACCGCUGACAUGGAGAACGUAGAUAAUCGUAAGUUCGACCCCCCAGCUCUCUCUGAGAGUCUGGCCGACGUGUCGAGCGCCCCCGCCAGCGAAGCAAACGAUAAGGGGGCCGCGACACACAGUCUGUUCAUUGUGGAAGAACUGGAGGAUUCCGCGAAGCCUCCGGCCGCCGGCAAGGACCACGGCGGGGCAAGUGCAUCCCCGGCCACCGAAGCGACCCUCGGGGACGGCCUGAACCCCCCGAAGGAGAAGAUACGACGCCACUCCUCCUACGAGGCGCCGAGGCUGUCUCCGCUGCCUGCUGCAAGGCCCUCGCGCAAGAUCAGCCUCGCAGCGCCCAUGCAGACAGUCAGUAGGAGGAAGGAAGCCUAUAAGUAUAACCACGCCCCCCUCAGCAUAGCAUCGGGGACCAUCGAGGACGACGAGGCCGACGCGCAGAGGAUUCGGCGCGCCCUUGGCAUUCCUUUCGACGAGGACUUCAACAGAAAGAACUACGAGAGAGACGCCAUCCAGAAGAAGACGUUUACGAAAUGGGUGAACAAACACUUAAAAAAGGUGAGCCGUGUGGUAAUUGAUACGACGAGGUGCCAGUCGAAGGCGGGAAAGCAAGUCCGAGAUCUGUUCGAGGACCUCCGCGAUGGCCACAACCUCAUCUCCCUGCUGGAGGUGUUGUCGGGCGAGCACCUGCCCCGGGAGCGAGGCCGGCUGCGCUUCCACAUGCUACAGAACGUCCAGCUCACCCUCGACUUCCUCAGAUACCGCAAGAUCAAACUUGUCAACAUCCGGUGUGAAGAUAUCGUCGAUGGCAACCCCAAGCUCACCCUUGGGCUCAUAUGGACGAUCAUCCUUCACUUCCAGAUCUCGGAUAUCAUGGUGGGUCAGGAGGAAAACCUGACGGCCAAGGAGGCGCUGCUGCGGUGGGCGCGCCUCACUACCCACAAGUACCCCAAUGUCGACGUCAAGAACUUCACCACCUCCUGGAGGGACGGCCUCGCCUUCGUCGCCAUCAUUCAUAGGAACAGCGAGGUCAUCCGAAGCAGAAGCGCCUCCAGGAAUGAAGCCUCCAAAGGGUCUGGCGGAGGGGGUCCUGAGCCCGCGCCACCCGACCUGGUUGAUUGGCGUGCCCUCCGCCAGAGGUCUCCCAGAGAGCGACUGGAAACAGCCUUUAAUGUCAUGGAGCGCGAGUACGGCGUCACACGACUUCUCGACCCUGAAGGUGAGUUCUCCGAGGUGCCUAAGGGGCGCUCUCAAGCAGUUGCCAACAAUAGGUUAUCUGUUUUUAUGGACCCUUGCAUGGCUUAA
Molecule: messenger RNA, 1627 nt
Organism: Penaeus vannamei (Pacific white shrimp)
Lineage: Eukaryota; Metazoa; Arthropoda; Malacostraca; Decapoda; Penaeidae
Source: RefSeq, a predicted model, not a curated record